AUGCCCGCUGUGUUGAGAACGAGGUCCAAGGAAUCCUCUCUGGAGCAGAAGCCUGUUACCAGAACAAGAGCCAGAUCGAGAAGAGGUAAGCGUGGCCGUGGAGACGAUAAUGAUGAUGAUGAUGAUGAGGAGGAGGAGGAAGAGGAAAGUGACGGCGGAUAUGACGAAGUUGGCGGUAAUUACGACGAAUACGCGUCAAGAGCAAAGCUGGCCAACAAUAGGCCCUUCGAAAUAGUCGCGGGUUUGCCCGCUAGUGUGGACAUGCCCAACUAUAACUCUUCGCUCACCCAUCCGCAGUCGAUAAAAAACUCUGGGGUGCUUUACGACUCUCUGGUCAGCUCCAGAAGAACCUGGAUUCAGGGCGAGAUGUUCGAACUGUACUGGCGAAGGCCCAAGAGAAUCGCCAAUGAGGCUGCGCCCACCGCAGUGGAAAGCCUAACGUCCGGUGGAAUUCCCUUGAUACGAGAUAAGAUGCAGAAGAUGUGCGAUUGCAUAAUGAGCGGAGGUCCCCACACCUUUAGGGUCAGGCUCUUCAUACUGAAAAAUGACAAGGUCGAACAAAAAUGGCAGGAGGAGCAGGACUUGAAGAAAAGGGAGAAAGAAUUGAGAAGAAGGAACGACGCAGAGGCCAAGAGAUUGCGAAUGGAGGAGAGGAAAAAGCAACAACUGCAGAAGAAAAUAGCCAAGGAGCAAAAAUUGCAAUUGCAAAAGGAAAAUAAAAUGAGGCAGAAGUUGGAACAGGAGGCCUUGAAAUUGAAAAAAAAGGAACAAAUGAAAAAACUAAAGGAACAAAAUAGAAACAAGCAAGGUUCACCCUCCUCUUCCUCUUCCUCCUCCUCCUCCUCCAUGCAUGACCCAAGAAUGAUAAUGAAUUUGAAUCUGAUGGCCCAAGAGGAUCCCAAAUUGAACUCCUUGAUGGAAACCGUCGCUAAGGGUCUAGCCAACAAUGAUCAAUUAGAGGAAUUCAAGAGAUUCAUUGAGAUUGCGAAAAGAAGGUCCCUGGAAGAAAAUCCAAUGAAUAAGCGUUCUGCCCCCGCAACGGCACGCCCUCGAGCCUCCUCUAAAAGUAAAGAUGCACCGGGGGCAAACCGAUUAAACUCGAUAACUUUGGUAAAAAGCUCAAAACCUCCUGCCACAGACUCUGAACAAGAGAAGGAUGAUGGCGCUAAAACAGAGAAAAAACAGCCAAAAGAGGAAAAGACAACGGCUGAUCCAGCAGAAAUAAGCAUAAAAGUAGAAGAAGACGUCAAGCCAGAGAAUUCGCAAAAGAAAGAGGACGCUUCCACGGUACCGAAAAGGAAAAGAAGAAAGAAUGCAAUAAAGGAGGAUAAAGACAUGCAAUUGACUGCAUUUCAGCAAAAAUACGUUGAAGGUGCGGAGAUCGUUCUGGAAUACCUAGAAUUCACUCAUUCAAGGUACUAUCUACCCAAGAAAUCUAUAGUAGAAUUUUCGGAAGAUACGGGCGAGGUGCUACUAUCUUGGAUCGUCAUACAUAAUUCUAAGGAAAUCGAGAAAUUCAAAACUAAAAAACUGAAAUCCAAAUUGAAAGCUAACCAAAACCCGCCCGAGGGAGGCAUCAAGCAAGACUCCAACCUCGAGAAGGAACCAGACUUUAACCCUCUCUUUGAAGAGGAUUGUCCAACCCCAUUGUACUCCCCCAUGACGAUGAAGUUAUCCGGGAUUCAUAAAAGAUUCAACCAAAUUAUUCGAAAUAGCGUCUCUCCCGUGGAGGAAGUUGUCAGGGAAAUGGAAAAAAUUCUACAAAUCGGUACUAGAUUGUCUGGUUAUAAUCUAUGGUAUCAAUUGGAUGGAUACGACGAUGAAGCUUUGAGCGAAAGCUUGCGCUUUGAACUAAAUGAAUGGGAACAUACCAUGAGAAGCAAGAGACACAAAAGGUAA
Molecule: messenger RNA, 1899 nt
Organism: Saccharomyces kudriavzevii IFO 1802
Lineage: Eukaryota; Fungi; Ascomycota; Saccharomycetes; Saccharomycetales; Saccharomycetaceae
Gene: SWC3
Product: Swc3p
Exons: 1
Coding region: 1-1899 (632 amino acids)
Biological process (GO): chromatin remodeling
Cellular component (GO): Swr1 complex
Molecular function (GO): ATP-dependent H2AZ histone chaperone activity
Source: RefSeq, a predicted model, not a curated record